AUGAAGGCUGGCGCCGUCAUCUACGAGGCAAAUCGAAUCGUCGCCGCCAAAGUCAAAAUUGAUGCUCGCAAGUUUCAGGCGCCUCCGCUUCGCCACUCAAUCCCACCCAACGUGCCCGCUCUUUUGACGAAUAUUUCGCACGCGAAUCAGCCUUGUCGGUCAUCUUCGGACUCGUUGUACGACCGCAGUUGCUGCCUCCACAUCUGCGCCUGCUCCACCCUCCAAGCCGACCGCAUCAGCACCCACCCUCACCAUAGUUUCUCCGAGUCCCCUUACCGCACUGAAGUCGACCACUACCAUCUUCAUUACCUGUGCCACAACUACUGCGGCGACGACGAACUCAACAGCCCCUACCACCACCACCACCACCACCACCACCAUCACCACCACCACCACCCCCGACGCCACGACAAUCACGUGUCCUCACUGCGACACCGCAUUCAACUCACACGUCGGCCUGGUCGACCACUUGCGAAUCCCGCGCACAGAGACUAA
Molecule: messenger RNA, 495 nt
Organism: Spirometra erinaceieuropaei
Lineage: Eukaryota; Metazoa; Platyhelminthes; Cestoda; Diphyllobothriidea; Diphyllobothriidae
Source: the annotation of a GenBank genome assembly